CUCAAUCACUUAUCCAUUCAACAUGCGUGUCUCCUUGUUGUCACGUUUGUCUUUCACUCACACACUUGCAUCCACCCAUCGAUGCAUCGCUCUCAUGUCACAAUUUUGUGUUCAUGGCUGGCCCGGUUUGGCCAGCGCAUCCUGCGAGAGCAGCGACACGUCGCUCGCCUUGCUGAUGAUACUGCCGAUGAUGUCUUUUAUCGCGUCGUGCAUGUGCUGAUCGAUGAAACGCACACACAGAGGCACAAGUGCAUCCAAUCACAUGACAAGCAAAUGUGUGCGUGUGCCUGGCAGGUGACGUACCUCGGCGUGUUCUUUCUUGAGUCUUCGGAGGUGUUUGGCGGCUUCGCACGGCUUCUCUUUAUGCACACCAGCACCCACAGGAGCAGCAGGUGGCAGCACGUGACUGACAGACAAAGACAGAGGCAAAGAGACAUUGGUGAAAAUGCAAUGGUGUUGACUUUAUGUGGAUUACUCUGGCUGUUGUUGCUGUUGCGCGAGUUCGUUCUCCUCCUCUUGCUGUCUGUUGGCCUCCCUCUCGCGCUCGGCUCCGAUCUCCUCGUGAUGCUCUCUCUCAGAUGCCAACUCCUUCCUGUUGAUGACACACAAACGCUGUCAUUUGAUGUGGUGUGAGUAUGUGUCAUGGUGUGUGUCUGUGUGUUUUCGCUGACUGACUCUUCUUCUUUGGCUUCUUCCUCCUCCACCUCCUUCAACACAUCAGCCACUGACUCACCGCCACUAGAGGCACAGAGACACACACAAGCAAGCAAGACAGGCACUGAUGGAUCAUACACGUCUGUGUGUCUCUCAUGUGUGUCUCACACUCACUGUUCCUCUUCGUUCUGCUCUUUCUCCUCGUGAUUGGUCGCCUCCUCACUUUGGUCGCUUGGGAGGGCGAGGGCUGUCUGCUUGUGACUGUGGGAGUCGUGGCGGCAUGACGCAAUGUCGGGCAUCAUGAGAGCCGCCAAGGCAAU
Vitrella brassicaformis is the source of this 974-nucleotide messenger RNA. Lineage: Eukaryota; Vitrellaceae. The record is from the annotation of a GenBank genome assembly.